This is a messenger RNA of Spizellomyces punctatus DAOM BR117, 866 nucleotides long. RefSeq lists its product as uncharacterized. Gene Ontology annotation, biological process: generation of catalytic spliceosome for second transesterification step; mRNA 3'-splice site recognition. The record is from RefSeq and is a predicted model, not a curated record. Gene Ontology annotation, cellular component: post-spliceosomal complex; post-mRNA release spliceosomal complex; catalytic step 2 spliceosome. The coding region runs from base 70 to 780 and encodes 236 amino acids. The transcript has 7 exons. Lineage: Eukaryota; Fungi; Chytridiomycota; Chytridiomycetes; Spizellomycetales; Spizellomycetaceae.
CCACCACUCAGAUCACCACCAGAUCACCACAACCUCCAUCCACCCUUUACACAACAUUUCUCUUCCAACAUGGCCCGAAAUGAAGAAAAAGCCCAAUCCAUGCUCUACCGCUUCCGAGAAGCCCAAGCCGCCGAACUAGGGUUCAAAAAGUCCGAAAAAAGACCCUACCUAGCUUCUGAAGUACAUGUCCUCAAAGACGCUGAAAAAUGGCGUCAACAAAUCAUUCGAGAGAUUUCAAAAAAAGUGUCAAAGAUUCAGGAUUCGGGGUUGACGGAUUACCAAGUCCGAGACCUAAACGACGAAAUCAAUAAACUGAUUCGAGAGAAACGACAUUGGGAGUAUCGGAUUCGAGAAUUGGGUGGACCCGAUUACAAAAGAAUGGGACCAAAGUUGCUUGAUCAGGAAGGAAAAGAAGUUCCUGGGAAUAGAGGAUACAAGUAUUUUGGUCGUGCAAAGGAUUUACCGGGUGUAAGAGAACUCUUUGAACAAGAAGUCCCUGAAGCCCCCAAACCGACCCGACAAGACCUAUCCCGACGAGUCGACGCUGAUUAUUACGGAUACAGAGACGAAGAGGAUGGGAUAUUACUUGAAUAUGAAGCAGAGAUAUCCAGACGGGAACUUGGACAAGUGAUGGAUACACCACUAACGGAUUUCGUAGCGCAUGUUCCCGUCCCAUCCCAAAAAGAUGUGGAAGCUUGGCUUGUUCGACGACGACAACAGGAAUUGGCGGAUCGGUUCUUGUCUGAUGAACAUUCACUGAGUAAACAAGUCACAUCAUGAGAACCGUUCAAUGUCUUUUUUUUGUAUUAUACUAUUUGUUGUAAUAAAGAAAAUGUAUAUCACAUGAAGAAAGAAACCAAUGAAAA